This is a messenger RNA of Chelonus insularis, 2115 nucleotides long. It is a transcript of the gene NUCB1, whose product is annotated as Nucleobindin 1. The transcript has 10 exons. Gene Ontology annotation, cellular component: extracellular exosome; endoplasmic reticulum-Golgi intermediate compartment. Gene Ontology annotation, molecular function: calcium ion binding. Lineage: Eukaryota; Metazoa; Arthropoda; Insecta; Hymenoptera; Braconidae. Bases 175 to 1845 code for a protein of 556 amino acids. The record is from RefSeq and is a predicted model, not a curated record.
GAAAAACAAAACUAGAAAUCCCCCUAGUGGAGGAUAAAUUCUGUUUAGCAAUUGCUCCAAAAUGCAUUCAUUAUUGUAACACCUCAUCAAGUGUUUACUCAACACCACAUAUCAGAUUUAUGCCGAAUUGUUAUACGUGACUUUAAGACUGCAAAUUAUAUCAAGAUUCUACAUAUGUUGCUACAAAAAUUUAUCAAAAUGAAACUGGUAUUUACAUUGAGUUUUAUUUUGAUAAUUCUACAAAAUUGUGUUGCUCCACCUGUAACCAAGAACCAGGAAGAGAAAGAACAUGAAAAUGAAAUUAGUGAGGAUGACAAAGAGAAUAUUUUUAAAUAUCGAAGAUAUCUAACAGAGGUGGUUGAGAUGCUUGAAAGUGAUCCAGCUUUUCGAGAAAAUCUUCAAAAUGCCGCUGAAGAUGAUAUUAGAACAGGUAGAAUAGCGGAUAAAUUGGAUCUCGUCAACCAUCAUGUUAGGACUCAAUUGCAUGAAAUAAAAAGACGAGAAAUUGAAAGGUUAAGACAUCUUGCCACGAAAGAAUAUGAACUAACAAACAAUCUUGAUACGAAUUUUAAAUCAGAACAUUUACAACAUUUAGAUCAUUCAAAUCCACAUACAUUUGAAAUAGAUGAUUUAAAGAAACUGAUUUUAAAGGCAAGUAGUGAUUUAGCUGAAGCUGAUAAAAGGAGACGUGCUGAAUUCAAAGAAUAUGAAAUGCGAAAAAAAUUUGAAGAAGAACAAAAACUUAAGGGUAAUAACGGAUUAACUGAAGAAGAACGGAAAAAGUAUAUUCAAGAGCUCGAACAAAUGAAAGAAAAGCAUAAGAAACACGAACCUCUUCAUCAUCCUGGAAGCAAACAACAAUUAGAAGAAGUAUGGGAAAAACAAGAUCAUAUGGAAAGUCAAGAGUUUAAUCCAAAAACAUUCUUUUCUCUACAUGAUGUUGACAAUAAUGGCGUGUGGGAUCCAGAUGAAGUUAAAGCUUUAUUUUUGAAAGACUUGAAUAAAAUGUAUUCACCGGGAGCACCUGAAGAUGAUUUGCAUGAAAGAGAUGAAGAAAUGGAAAGAAUGCGAGAACAUGUAUUCAAGGAAUUUGAUUUAGACCAGAAUGGAUUAAUAAGCUUCCAUGAAUUUUUAACACGAACUAAAGAUCCUCAGUUCACCCAGGAUUCUGGUUGGAAGUCAAUAGAUGAGGAACAGAUUUAUACACAAGAAGAAUAUGAAGCCUUUGAAAGACAACGUCAGUUGGAACUUCAAAGACAAAUGCCACCCCACCCUAAUGAUCCUUCAAUGCAUCAACAGUACCCUUACCAACAAGUUCCGUAUGAUCCCCAUCAGCCACAACUUCAUCAAGCACAACCCGUCCCGGGUCAAGUAGCCCAACAACAUUAUCAACAAGUACCACCUCAGUAUAAUCAUCCUUCUGAUUAUAAUUAUCAGGGUCAGAUGGGUCAAUCAGUACACCAAGGAAUGCCACAUCCUCAACAGAAUUUCCAGCCUCCUCAACAACAUAUCCCACAACAAAAUUCCCAACAUCCUCAACAAAAUAUCCCUCAACAGCAGAACUUCCACCAUCCUCAACAGAAUCUUCCUCAUUCUCAGCAAAACGUUCAGCCACCUCAACACCAGAUUAACGUACAGCAGCCCACUGCUAACCAACAGCAAAAUACUCAACAAAUAAAUGUUCAAGGGGCUCAAGUAACAAACAACAAUAAUAAUCAACAACAACAAGCUCCACCUGUCCAUCAAGAAGACGUAAACAAAAUUGUUAAUAAUCAAGCUUUAAAUCAGCAGCAAACAGGGAAUCAAGUUAAUCAGAAUACUGCUCCUCGGUCAAAUCAAGUAUAAAGGAAGACGGGGUCUAGAGAAUUGACAUUGAAUUAAAUGAGACUGUGUGAUGUCUCUCUAUAUGAACGAAAGAUUGAAUCAAUUGUGUGAGCUUUAAAAAAUCAUUUACUGACCGUUUACAAUAUCAUAAAUAAUUCAUGACUAAUUAUUGAUAAUUUUUAGAAAUAUUAAGAGAUCAUUAUAUCAUAGUUGCAGUGUUUUAAUGUAAUUUAUAAUCAUCAAAACAAAAAAUCUUUGAGGAAUUAUCAAUAAAUUAUUGAACAAGACGUA